AGCUGUUGUUACUGUGCGGCUCCCGCACAUCAUUCCACCGUGAUGGAAAUUAAAUGAAGGUGGCUUAAUGCAGCUAACAGAGGCAUGCUUUGAAGGAUGUAACCAGGGGAAGCUGCGCUGCCAGAUCCUUUUCCAUGGGCUAUGGAUUUGCGCUGUUGAGGCGAGGACACAGCAAUCACUCAGCCAUGCAGAAGCCCAGACAACAGGACUAAUCUCUCCACCUGACUUGUGGAAGCUCCACUUUUUUUUUUCUCCUGAAUUAUUUAUUCCCCCCUUGCCAGAGACAGUGUGGGACAAUGGAGCCGGAGUGAAGUAGAAUUCGUAGCCUUAACUGCAGCCUGCAGCACACAUGGAUGUGUUCAGCUUUGUGAAGAUGCCAAAGCUGCCUGGCCACAGGACCAAAGCCUCCGGGUGGCCGCCUCCUUCAGGGACCUGGAAUUCUUCGCAGGGACCCCCAAAUGGAUGGGACAUGGGCACCAAUAGAGAGGGGCGUGACUGCUACAUCAACCACGUCUCCCAGAGCAACUCCCUGGAGGAAGUUCGUCUGGACGGGGACAAGUUUGUGCCACCAGCGCCCCGGAAGGUGGAGAUGAGGCGAGACCCGGUGCUCGGCUUCGGAUUUGUGGCAGGCAGUGAGAAACCGGUGGUGGUCCGCUCAGUCACUCCAGGAGGCCCUUCAGAAGGCAAGCUGAUCCCAGGGGACGAGAUCAUCAUGAUUAAUGAUGAGCCAGUCAGCUCGGCGCCCAGGGAGCGGGUUAUUGACCUUGUCAGGUAUGACAACAAACUAAGGAGCUGCAAGGAGUCCAUAUUGUUGACUGUUGUUCAGCCGUACCCAUCGCCCAAAUCGGCAUUCAUCAGCGCAGCCAAAAAGGCCAAGUUAAAGACUAAUCCUGUUAAAGUCCGCUUUGCCGAAGAGGUCAUCAUCAAUGGACAGGUCCCGGAAACCGUGAAGGACAACUCUCUUCUUUUUAUGCCAAAUGUUCUGAAGGUGUACCUGGAGAACGGGCAGACUAAAUCAUUUAAAUUUGACAGCAACACAUCUAUUAAGGACGUCAUCUUGACCCUGCAAGAGAAGCUAUCCAUUAAGAGCAUCGAGCACUUUUCUCUAAUGCUAGAGCAAAGGGCUGAGGGGUCUGCCAGCAAACUCAUGCUCCUGCAUGAGCAGGAGAUGCUUACUCAGGUGACGCAGAGGCCAGGGUCACACAAGAUGAAGUGCUUUUUCCGGAUUACUUUUGUCCCAAAGGAUCCCGUGGACCUGCUUAGGAGAGACGCAGUAGCAUUUGAGUACCUCUACGUUCAGAGCUGUAAUGAUGUGGUGUUGGAGAGAUUUGGGUCAGAGCUGAAAUACGACACGGCCCUCCGUCUGGCUGCCCUGCAAAUGUAUAUCCUAACCAUCAAUACCAAGCAGUCACAGAAAGUUUCCCUAAAGUACAUCGAGAAGGAGUGGGGUCUGGCGUUGUUCCUGCCUCCUGCGGUGCUAUCUAGCAUGAAAGAGAAGAACAUCAAAAAAGCCCUUACGCACAUCCUCAAAACCAACCAAAACCUGGUUCCCCCUGGUAAAAAGCUGACUGCCUUGCAGGCAAAGGUCCAUUAUUUGAAGUAUCUCAGUGACCUGAGGCUUUAUGGUGGACGUGUGUUUAAAUCCAUACUAGUUCAAGGCGAGAAGCACACUGAAGUGACUUUGCUGGUGGGGCCUAAAUAUGGCAUCAGCCAUGUGAUCAACACCAAAACAAACCUAGUAGCACUUCUGGCUGAUUUUAGCCACGUGAAUCGCAUUGAGAUGUACACGGAAGAUGAGAACAGGGUUAGAGUGGAACUACAUGUUCUCGACGUAAAGCCCAUCACUCUCAUAAUGGAGUCUGUUGAUGCAAUGAAUCUGGCCUGUUUGACUGCUGGCUACUACAGGCUGCUGGUGGACUCUCGGCGCUCCAUCUUCAAUGUGGCCAAAAACAAAGACAGUAUGGAAACAAGCCACGCAGCAAGAAUAAAGCAGAACUACCAGGCCAUUGAGUGUACGUACAGCACGCCGCACAAGGGAUGUGAAGAGAGAAACAACCAGAGGUGCAGUCAAGAUUAUCCUGACCAGGAGUGCGAAUACCUCGACCAUGGCCGAUUUGAAGGCCAGCCCGUCUACAUUACAGAGAUCCACCAGGCCCAUCACUCAAUUCACAUGUCGGAGAGGGCGGAGUGCUGCAGAAUUCCUUGCUCUCAGACUUAUCUCAACAUCCCAAGGCCCAAACCCCAGGACUCCUCCAGGAAUGCAAAGGUUUCCUUCAUAUUUGGAGACCCGCCCUUAGACAGCGUGAACCCCCAAAAUCUGGGCUACCAGAGACUGAUGGAUGAAGGCCCAGACAUUCUAGACAAUCACAGCCCCAUGUACAGGCGCCUUGAAGAGGACUACAAGAUGAUGGACGCCAUAGAAGACGGUUACCAGUACACCACCAAAAUCUUUGGUCCAACUGAGUGCAUUGAGGAGCCGCUGCUGCAUGACAUCUGCUACGCGGAGACAACAGACGACGCAGAGGAUGAGGAUGACAUCAGCUGCGAGGAGGACAUGGUGAUGAGUGACAUUGAUAAGCCCACCCUGCUCUCGCUCUCAGGGUCCAGCGAUGACAUCAUUGACUUGACCUCCCUGCCCCCCCCACCGGAGGGCAACGACGAGGAGGACAAUGACGUGCUGCUGCACUCUCUCAACAUGGCCAUCGCCGCUCCUCCGCCCGGUUUCAGGGACAGCUCUGAUGAGGAGGAGCAGCAGCAGCAGCAAGGGGCCGGGCCACGGUCCAACGACAUCCCGGUGUCUCUCAUAGACUCGGUGCCCACCCGCGGAGCAGAGGGCCCCGGGGAGCCUUUGGACGAUGCAGUGGUGUCAACCUUACAGGCACUCGAGGCCCUCGCUGCAUCUGAGGAGCAGAGUCCGGCACAGUCAGAGAGUAGCACAGGUGUAGAAAUAUCACGAGCCUUUAGUCCCGAGUCUUCGGAUUCUGGCAACGAGACAAACUCCUCUGAGAUGACAGAGAGCUCAGAGCUCACCACUGCCCAGAGACACUCAGACAACCACCUGAGGAUGCAUGUAGCCAUGGCAGAAGGGUACCACGCCAUGAACGAGGAGAAGGUCGAGGUGAGCGGACCGAGCGACGGCGGAGCAGGAGCUAUGCAGUAUAAUCCCCAGGAGGACCAGGAGGAGGAGGCAAAAUCUGCCGUCGCCUCUUCGCAGAUAUUUCACUCGGACGGCGGUGAGAUGGAGCCAGAGACGAUGGAAAUAAAGUCAGUCAGUGAGUACUUCACAAAAAUGCACAUGGGCUCGCUAAUGACCCGGCAAAGAGGAAAACAGAGGGAGGCGGAAAGCAGAAUCCACGGAGAGGUCUGCGAGUCGUCCGAUAAACGGCACGCACCCACCCAAGACUCGCCUAAGGAAGAGGCCCCUCAUCUCGUUGGGAAGUUGAACGCUUUCACUGUGAGAGAUUCCUACUACAUGAAUCAGCUUGAUCUGGGGCGGACUCACUUUAAAGACAGGCAUCAAAAAUGGCAGCAGAGGGCGCCCGGAAACAAAAUGGCAGAGAAUCUCGCCCCAGAAUGUGUGAAUGACUCACAAGCUACCCACGCAGACAGGCCGACUGCGAAGGGAGAGAAGCAGGACCCAGACGAAAGGAGCCAGCAGUUAAAUGCUCAUCUCCUCUCCCCGUCCAAAGGGCCCGCGCCAGCGGAGGGUGACGCCGCUUCGCAGGAUGGCGAGCAGCAGCAAGUGAAGCACCAGCCGCCGGAGCAGGAUGUGGCGCGGUUGUACGAAUACCACGUGAGCAAGCGCAUGUCGUCGAUACAGAGCGAAGGCGUUCACUCUCUCCAGAGCUCACAGUGUUCAUCCAUAGACGCCGGCUGCGGGACGGGCAGCAGCAGCUGCGUCACUCCCAUGGACUCCCCCCUCUGCGCCACAGACAAUAUGCACGUACUGUCAGAGUCCUCGCUCAAGGGGCUGAGUUAUGUCUCCGGUGAGGAGAAGGCUUACGGUCAGGGGAAGGCUGGCCACCCCAUGGACCCCACCCUGUUGAGGAAGAUCCAUGCAGCUACCAGUGCUGAGCCUGGGUUCGGGAUUGCACGCGAAAGCAGUCACAGAAUGCCGAAAAUAAAAGAAACCACAGCUUGCACACAGCUGAAGAAGGCCGGAGAAGAGUCAUCUUUAGCUCUCUGUAAUGAGACCAGAACCACCGCCACAACCAUGUCACCUUCAUCAUUACGAAGUAGCACAGAGCCCAGCGGGCUCACACAGGCCCGCCCUGAGCCCGACCCACACGCCAUGGCUUUCCCCUCAAGCGGAUCUACAUGUGUACCUACGACAGGCAGCCUCAGGAAGCCACGAAGGGUUCGGAUGCUCAAGAGGAGCUGGAGCACUUUAAUGCCCGGUUCCAGGAGCUUGGAAGCACUGGUAGAGAAAACCAAAGCCACGCUUACGGGGCGGAAUGAUGGUCAGAAUUCUCAAGAGCCCACAAACGCGAGAAGGACAUUUUCUGCCAAAACGUUGCCCAAGAGCUUGUCCCACAGCUCAGUCGCCUCUAAUCCAUCUGGUAGACGGACGCCCGACGCGGCAGCGUCAAGGCUUGAUGCAGGUACGUGGAGGUGCCGAGGACCGUUCAGUCACUGCUUCAUCAGGAGAAAGUUGAGCGCUUGUGGUAGUGAUGAAGAUAGAGAGACGCCCUCACAUGCUCUGUUCUGCGACAGGUCGUAUUCUUUCACCGGGAAAGAAAACACCAUCUUGAAAGCUAAGCAGGGCAACAUGGCCGCAUCCAUGAACGGCACGAGCCUGAACGCCAGGCUAGCUCGUAUAAAUUCAAUGAAGGGAAAAACCUACAGCCUUCACACCGGGUUCGCACUUGCACGGAAGGAUGCCUUGGAGAUGAUCGCCGUGUUGCGCUCCAGCGUAGGCCACUUGUCCGGAGGUGACGUACGUGAGGCCGGCGAGGAAGACAUGGAAACGUUUUCCCAGUUGCUUUUCAUGCAGGCCAAAGUGCUGAGCGGCGCCUGCAGUCAGAUGGCCACGGAGUACGGCACCCCGGAGGAGCUGCUUCUCACCCUGACGCACAGCUUCCACACACUGUGCUGCUUGACGCAGGCCUGCAUGUCACUGGUGGAAGGCCUGAGCAUCGAGGGCGAACGGCGUGAGGUGGUAGCCAAGGUGGAUGAGGUCGUCAUGAACUACGUGUGUCUGCUGAAAGCUGCCGAGGCGGCUUCGGGCGGCUCCCCCGGUGACCAAAGUGUGAAUGCAUUGACACAUUACUCUGCCACCAUGUCUGCUAUUAUAAACACACUAACUCACUCACUGAAAACACUGCUCAACAAAAAAAAUUUGUCCUGAUUAUUGAUUUUAAAGCCAUACAUAAGAGACGUGGGUUUAUCAACCAAUGUGAACUGCUGUGAAAAAAAAUAAAAUCUUGCCUUGUGUAUACAAUAUUUUAUUAUGUAAAGAAAAUAUGAAAUUAUAUGAAUUAUGAAAGUUUUAAAUAGAUUAUAUUAAGAAGCAUAUGAGCCUCCCCUCAAGUAUAUUAUCUAAUAUUACAUAUUGGGGAUUAUUUUAAUGAUUUAUUGGUUAUAUUAGGAGCAUUACAUGUAGAUGAUUCAAACCUUAUUAGUACCUUGUUUAUAAAUUGUAAUAUAUGUUGGAGAAAUGCAUACACUAUAUACAGCUCUAGACAAAUCAUUGCACAGGACAAAAUGUAAUAAUAUUAAAGUAAUGCAUAUGUUUUUCAUUUGUUGAAGUCACCUAAUUUAACGGAUACUUUACACAUGAACACUGAGUACUUUCCUGUUAUUUUUGUCAGCGUCAUUAAAGAAAUUAAACCUUGUAAAAAGUGUUA
Messenger RNA from Mugil cephalus (flathead mullet), 5846 nucleotides. It is a transcript of the gene frmpd4, whose product is annotated as FERM and PDZ domain containing 4. Gene Ontology annotation, molecular function: protein binding. Lineage: Eukaryota; Metazoa; Chordata; Actinopteri; Mugiliformes; Mugilidae. The transcript is spliced from 17 exons. Bases 350 to 5347 code for a protein of 1665 amino acids. Gene Ontology annotation, cellular component: cytoskeleton. The record is from RefSeq and is a predicted model, not a curated record.